AUGGGUACUCGGUUCAAUGCCAGUUGUGGUCACGCAGGUUGGUAUGCCGUCAUCUGUCUCCAUGUCAACUGGCUGCUAUGGACAGGACUCCUCAAAGGUCUAGGAGUGCUGCUGCCGACUCUUCAAGAGCAAUUCACGACUGACACGUGGAUGAUUGGCGGAUUGAUAGCAACUAUAACUGGUGCUGGCAGUUUCACAGGUCCUUGCUUGAUGAUCGCCAGUAUUUUAUCGAGAGCUACGACGGGUCGUUAUUUCACCACAAAUUACGCGACAGUGAAUGGCAUUGCGACCUCAGGACACUCAGUGGGCUUGAUUUCCUUUGCCCCGUUGACUCAAGUGCUUUUAGACACCUACGGCUGGCGAGGUGCCUUGCUACUGCUUGGGGCUAUCAGCACGCAUCUUGGUGUGUGUGGCCUCCUGCUAAGACCACCACCAUCUGCAGGGGCGAGGGAAAACUACCAACCAAUCAUAUCCAGUGAAGAGGAGCCGUCAGUAUACCGAUCACAAAUCCCUAAAGGUCAGAGGAAAUCCCGACUCUGUCUCCUGAAGGAUGCCGUUAAGGUUCAGGGGAAUCGUUUCGGUUGCAAGGUGUUCAGCCUCGCCGCAUUCUGGAUAGCUGCGCUUGUCUACAGUGGCAAUUCCUUUGUGAGCGGUCUCUGGCUGAUAUACUUCGUCGCUUACGCCGAGUCGAAGGGCUUUUCUGGGUACGAGGCCGUGACGUUCACCACGGCCGCGGGGAUAGGGAACCUGAUUUUCAAGAUUCUUGUUGGAUUGGUUGUGGAUCGAGGCUGGCUGAGGCUGCAAUUGGCCUUGCUAAUUUCAAUCAUGACUUGUGGCUUGGCCCUAUUCACUCUUCCCUUGGUGAACUCCUUCUGGUUAAUGAUUGUCAACGCCAUUAUCUUUAACGGCUUCGCUGGAGCGCAAUCAUCACUUAGUGACAUUUAUACACGGGAACUCCUGGGAGCCGAAGACCUGGUACCUGCUUUCAGUUGGGUGGGGCUCCUAUCGGCCACUAUUCAUAUCACUUUUGGAUUCUUCCCUGGUUGGAUAUUCGAUCAGACUGGAAGCUAUGACAAGGCUUUUUUCAUCUUGGGAUUCAUCGCCCUUCUGCCGUUGGUGUCACUACUCGUGGAAAAGCUACUAAGCCGACAGAAGGCUUGA
Molecule: messenger RNA, 1161 nt
Organism: Acanthaster planci (crown-of-thorns starfish)
Lineage: Eukaryota; Metazoa; Echinodermata; Asteroidea; Valvatida; Acanthasteridae
Product: monocarboxylate transporter 12-like
Biological process (GO): transmembrane transport
Molecular function (GO): monocarboxylic acid transmembrane transporter activity
Source: RefSeq, a predicted model, not a curated record